AUGAAAGCACAAGCAGAAGAAGCGCAAGCAGAGGAAGCACAAGAAGAGGAAGCCCACUCAGAGGAAGCACAAUCAGAGGAAGCGCAAGCAGAGGAAGCGCAAGCAGAGGAAGCACAAGCAGAGGAAGCACAAGCAGAGGAAGCGCAAGCAGAGGAAGCACAAGCAGAGGAAGCGCAAGCAGAGGAAGCGCAAGCAGAGGAAGCACAAGCAGAGGAUGCGCAAGUAGAGGAAGCACAAGCAGAGGAGCCUAAGCAGAGGAAGCGCAAGCAGAGGAAGCGCAAGCAGAGGAAGUGCAAUCUGGGAAGCCUAAGCAGAAGAAGCGCAAGCACAGGAAGCACAAGCAGAGGAAGCACAAGCAGAGAAGCGCAAGCAGAGGAAGGGCAAGCAGAGGAAACGCAAGCAGAGGAAGCACAAGGAGAGGAAGCGCAAGAAGAAGAAGCACAAGAAGAGGAAGCACAAGCAGAAGAAGCACAAGAAGAGGAAGCACAAGCGGAGAAAGCACAAGCAAUGAAAGCACAAGCAGAAGAAGCGCAAGCAGAGGAAGCACAAGAAGAGGAAGCGCACUCGGAGGAAGCACAAUCAGAGGAAGCGCAAGCAGAGGAAGCGCAAGCAGAAGAAGCACAAGCAAAGGAAGCACAAGCAGAGGAAGCGAAUGCAGAGGAAGCACAAGCAGAAGAUGCGCAAGUAGAGGAAGCACAAGGAGAGGAAGCACAACUUUCUCUGCUUGUGCUCCUCUGCUUGUGCCUCCUCUGCUUGUGCUUCCUUUGCUUGCGCUUCCUCUGCUUGCGCUUCCUCUGCUUGUGCUUCCUCUUCUUGUGCUUCCUCUGCUUGAGCUUCCUCUGCUUGUGCUUCCUCUGCUUGCGCUUCCUCUACUUGUGCUACCUCUGCUUGUGCUUCCUUUGCUUGAGCUUCCUCUGCUUUUGCUUCCUCUGCUUGCGCUUCCUCUGCUUGCGCUCCUCUGCUUGUGCUUCGUCUGCUUUCGCUUCCUCUGCUUGCGCUUCCUCUGCUUGCGCUUCCUCUGCUUACGCUUCCUGUGCUUGCGCUUCCUCUGCUUGCGCUUUCUCCGCUUACACUUCCUCUGCUUGCGCUCCUCUGCUUGUGCUUCCUCUGCCUGUGCUUCCUCUACUUGCGCUUCCUUUGCUUGUGAUUCCUCUGCUUGCGCUUCCUUUGCUUGCACUUCCUCUGCUUGCGCUCCUCUGCUUGUGCUUCCUCUACUUGUGCUUCCUCUCCUUGCGCUUCCUCUGCUUGCGCUUCCUUUGCUUGCGCUUCCUCUGCUUGUGCUUCCUCUUCUUGCGCUUCCUUUUCUUGUGCUUCCUCGGCUUGCGCUUCCUUUGCUUGUGCUUCCUCUUCUUGUGCUUCCUCUGCUUGAGCUUACUCUGCUUGUGCUUCCUUUGCUUGUGCUUCCUCUGCUUGUGCUUCCUUUGCUUGAGCUUCCUGUGCUUUUGCUUCCUCUGCUUGCGCUUCCUUUGCUUGCGCUCCUCUGCUUGUGCUUUGUCUGCUUGCGCUAUCUCUGCUUGCACUUCCUCUGCUUGCGCUUCCUCUGCUUACGCUUCCUAUGCUUGCGCUUCCUCUGCUUGCGCUUUCUCUGCUUACACUUCCUCUGCUUGCGCUCCUUUGCUUGUGCUUCCUCUGCUUGUGCUUCCUCUGCUUGCGCUUCCUUUGCUUGUGAUUCCUCUGCUUGCGCUUCCUCUGCUUAUGCUUCCUUUGCUUGCACUUCAACUGCUUGCGCUCCUCUACUUGUGCUUCCUCUGCUUGUGCUUCCUCUCCUUGCGCUUCCUCUGCUUGCGCUUCCUCUGCUUGCGCUCCUCUGCUUGUGCUUCCUCUGCUUGUCUUCCUUUGCUUGUGCUUCCUUUGCUUGUGCCUCCUCUGCUUGCGCUUCCUCUGCUUUUGCAUCGUCUACUUGUGCUUCCUUUGCUUGAGCUUCCUCUACUUUUGCUUCCUCCGCUUGCGCUUCCUCUGAUUGCGCUCCUCUGCUUGUGCUUCCUCUGCUUGUGCUUCCUCUGCUUGCGCUUCCUCUUCUUGCGCUUCCUCUGCUUACGCUUCCUCUACUUGCGCUUCCUCUGCUUGCGCUUCCUCUUCUUACACUUCCUCUGCUUGCGCUCCUCUACUUGUGCUUCCUCUGCUUGUGCUUCCUCUGCUUGGGCUUCCUUUGCUUGUGAUUCCUCUGCUUGCGCUUCCUCUUCUUGUGCUUCCUCUGCUUGCACUUCCUCUGCUUGCGCUCCUCUGCUUGUGCUUCCUCUGCUUGCGCUCCUCUGCUUGUGCUUCCUCUGCCUGUGCUUCCUCUCGUUGCGCUUCCUCCGCUUGUGCUUCCUCUGUUUGCACUCCUCUGCUUGUGCUUCCUCUGCUUGUGCUUCGUCUGCUUGCUCUUCCUCUUCUUGUGCUUCCUCUGCUUGCGCUUCCUCUGCUUGUGCUUCCUCUGCUUACGCUUGCUCUGCUUGUGCUUUCUCUGCUUGUGCUUCCUCUACUUGUGCUUCCUCUGCUUGCGCUUCCUCUCCUUGCGCUUCCUGUGCUUGCACUUCCUCUGCUUGCGCUCCUCUGCUUGUGCUUCCUCUGCUUGCGCUUCCUUUGCUUGUGCUUUCUCUGCUUGUGCUUCCUCUACUUGUGCUUCCUCUGCUUGCGCUUCCUCUCCUUGCGCUUCCUGUGCUUGCACUUCCUCUGCUUGCGCUCCUCUGCUUGUGCCUCCUCUGCUUGCGCUUAGUCUGCUUGUGCUUCCUUUGCUUGAGCUUCCUCUCCUUACGCUUCCUCCACUUGCGCUUCCUCUGCUUGCGCUUCCUCUGCUUACACUUCCUCUGCUUGCGCUCCUCUGCUUGUGCUUCCUCUACUUGUGCUUCCUCUGCUUGCGCAUCCUUUGCUUGUGAUUCCUCUGCUUGCACUUCCUCUCCUUGUACUUCCUCUGCUUGCACUUCCUCUACUUACGCUCCUCUGCUUGUGCUUCCUCUGCUUGUGCUUCCUCUCCUUGCGCUUCCUCUGCUUGCGCUUCCUCUGCUUGCACUCCUCUGCUUGUGCUUCCUCUGCUUGUGCUUCGUCUGCUUGCUCUUCCUCUUCUUGUGCUUCCUCUUCUUGUGCUUCCUUUGCUUGUGCUUCCUCUGCUUGCGCUUCCUCUUCUUCUUCCUGUGCUUUUGCUUCCUCUGCUUGCGCUUCCUCUGCUUGCGCUCCUCUGCUUGUGCUUCGUCUGCUUGUGCUUCCUCUUCUUGCACUUCCUCUGCUUGCGCUUCCUCUGCUUACGCUUCCUGUGCUUGCGCUUCCUCUGCUUCCGCUUUCUCUGCUUACACUUCCUCUGCUUGCGCUUCCUCUGCUUGCACUUCCUCUGCUUACGCUUCCUCUACUUGCGCUUCCUCUGCUUGCGCUUCCUCUGCUUACACUUCCUCUGCUUGCGCUCCUGUGCUUGUGCUUAGUCUGCUUGUGCUUCCUCUGCUUGGGCUUCCUUUGCUUGUGAUUCCUCUGCUUGCGCUUCCUCUUCUUGUGCUUCCUCUGCUUGCACUUCCUCUGCUUGCGCUCCUCUGCUUGUGCUUCCUCUGCUUGUGCUUCCUCUCGUUGCGCUUCCUCUGCUUGUGCUUCCUCUGCUUGCACUCCUCUUCCUGUGCUUCCUCUGCUUGUGCUUCGUCUGCUUGCUCUUCCUCUUCUUGUGCUUCCUCUUCUUGUGCUUCCUUUGCUUGUACUUCCUCUGCUUGCGCUUCCUCUGCUUGUGCUUCCUCUGCUUGCGCUUGCUCUGCUUGUGCUUUCUCUGCUUGUUCUUCCUCUACUUGUGCUACCUCUGCUUGCGCUUCCUCUCCUUGGGCUUCCUGUGCUUGCACUUCCUCUGCUUGCGCUCCUCUGCUUGUGCUUCCUCUGCUUGCGCUUCCUCUACUUGUGCUUUCUCUGCUUGUGCUUCCUCUACUUGUGCUUCCUCUGCUUGCGCUUCCUCUCCUUGCGCUUUCUGUGCUUGCACUUCCUCUUCUUGCGCUCCUCUGCUUGUGCCUCCUCUGCUUGCGCUUAGUUUGCUUGUGCUUCCUUUGCUUGAGCUUCCUCUGCUUUUGCUUCCUCUGCUUGCGCUUCCUCUGCUUGCGCUCCUCUGCUUGUGUUUCCUCUGCUUGUGCUUCCUCUGCUUGCGCUUCCUCUGCUUGCGCUUCCUCUGCUUACGCUUCCUCUACUUGCGCUUCCUCUGCUUGCGCUUCCUCUGCUUACACUUCCUCUGCUUGGGCUCCUCUGCUUGUGCUUCCUCUGCUUGUGCUUCCUCUGCUUGAGCUUCCUUUGCUUGUGAUUCCUCUGCUUGCACUUCCUCUGCUUGUACUUCCUCAGCUUGCACUUCCUCUGCUUGCGCUCCUCUGCUUGUGCUUCCUCUGCUUGUGCUUCCUCUCCUUGCGCUUCCUCUGCUUGCGCUUCCUCUGCUUGCACUCCUCUGCUUGUGCUUCCUCUGCUUGUGCUUCGUCUGCUUGCUCUUCCUCUUCUUGUGCUUCCUCUUCUUGUGCUUCCUUUGCUUUUGCUUCCUCUGCUUGCGCUUCCUCUUCUUGUGCUUCCUCUGCUUGCGCUUCCUCUGCUUGUGCUUUCUCUGCUUGUGCUUCCUCUACUUGUGCUUCCUCUGCUUGCGCUUCCUCUCCUUGCGCUUUCCGUGCUUGCAAUUCCUCUGCUUGCGUUCCUCUGCUUGUGCUUCCUCUUCUUGUGCUUCCUCUGCUUGAGCUUCCUCUGCUUGUGCUUCCUCUGCUUGUUCUUCCUCUGCUUGUGCUUCCUUUGCUUGAGCUUCCUGUGCUUUUGCUUCCUCUGCUUGCGCUUCCUCUACUUGCGCUCCUCUGCUUGUGCUUCGUCUGCUUGCGCUUCCUCUGCUUGCGCUUCCUCUGCUUACGCUUCCUCUUCCUCUGCUUUUGCUUCCUCUGCUUGCGCUUCCUCUGCUUGCGCUCCUCUGCUUGUGCUUCCUCUGCUUGUGCUUCCUCUGCUUGCGCUUCCUCUGCUUGCGCUUCCUCUUCUUACGCUUCCUCUACUUGCGCUUCCUCUGCUUGCGCUUCCUCUGCUAACACUUCCUCUGCUUGCGCUCCUCUGCUUGUGCUUCCUCUGCUUGUGCUUCCUCUGCUUGCGCUUCCUUGGCUUGUGAUUCCUGUGCUUGCGCUUCCUCCGUUUGUGCUUCCUCUGCUUGCACUUCCUCUGCCUCCGCUCCUCUGCUUGCGCUUCCUCUCCUUGCGCUUCGUGUGCUUGCACUUCCUCUGCUUGCGCUCCUCUGCUUAUGCUUCCUCUGCUUGCGCUUCCUCUGCUUGUGCUUCCUCUGCUUGCACUUCCUAUGCUUCUGCUUCCUCUGCUUGGGCUCCUCUGCUUGUGCUUCCACUGCUUGUGCUUCCUCUGCUUGCGCUUCCUUUUCUUGUGCUUCCUCUGCUUUUGUGCUUCCGCUACUUGUGCUUCCUCUGCUUGUGCUUCUUAUACUUGCGCUUCCUCUGCUUGCGCUUCCUCUCCUUGCGCUUCCUGUGCUUACGCUUCCUCUGCUUGCGCUCCUCUGCUUGUGCUUCCUCUGCUUGUGCUUCCUCUGCUUGUGCUUCCUCUGCUUGCGUUUCCUCUGCUUGUGCUUCCUCUGCUUGCACUUCCUAUGCUUCUACUUCCUCUGCUUGGGCUCCUCUGCUUGUGCUUCCACUGCUUGUGCUUCUUCUGCUUGCGCUUCCUGUGCUUGUGCUUCCUUUGCUUGUGCUUCCUCUGCUUGCACUUCCUCUGCUUGCGCUUCCUCUGCUUGCGCUCCUCUGCUUUUGCUUCCUCUGCUUGUGCUUCCUCUGCUUGCGCUUACUCUUGUUGUGCUUCCACUACUUGUGCUUCCUCUGGUUGUGCUUCCUCUACUUGCGCUUCCUCUCCUUUCGAUUCCUCUCCUUGCGCUUCCUGUGCUUACGCUUCCUCUGCUUGCGCUCCUCUGCCUGUGUUUCCUCUGCUUGUGCUUCCUCUGCUUGUGCUUCCUCUGCUUGUGCUUCCUCUGCUUGUGCUUCCUCUGCUUGUGCUUCCUCUCCUUGCGCUUCCUCUGCUUGCGCUUCCUCUGCUUGCACUCCUCUGCUUGUACUUCCUUUGCUUGUGCUUCGUCUGCUUGCUCUUCCUCUUCUUGUGCUUCCUCUUCUUGUGCUUCCUUUGCUUGUGCUUCCUCUCCUUGCGCUUCCUCUUCCUCUGCUUUUGCUUCCUCUGCUUGCGCUUCCUCUUCUUGUGCUCCUCUGCUUUUGCUUCCUCUGCUUGUGCUUCCUCUGCUUGCGCUUCCUCUGCUUGCGCUUCCUCUGCUUACCCUUCCUCUGCUUGCGCUUCCUCUCCUUGCGCUUCGUCUGCUUACCCUUCCUCUGCUUGCGCUCCUCUGCUUGUGCUUCCUCUUCUUGUGCUUCCUCUGCUUGCGCUUCCUUUGCUUGUGAUUCCUCUGCUUGCGCUUCCUCUGCUUGUGCUUCCUCUGCUUGCACUUCCUCUACUUGCGCUCCUCUGCUUGUGCUUCCUCUGCUUGUGCUUCCUCUUCUUGCGCUUCCUCUGCUUGCGCUUCCUCUGCUUGCACUCCUUUGCUUGUACUUCCUUGCUUUUGCUUCGUCUGCUUGCUCUUCCUCUUCUUGUGCUUCCUCUUCUUGUGCUUCUUUUGCUUGUGCUUCCUUUGCUUGCGCUUCCUCUGCUUGUGCUUUCUCUACUUGUGCUUCCUCUACUUGUGCUUCCUCUGCUUGCGCUUCCUCUCCUUGCACUUCCUAUGCUUGCACUUCCUCUGAUUGCGCUCCUCUGCUUGUGCUUCCUCUGCUUGUGCUUCUUGUGCUUGCGCUUCCUCUGCUUGUGCUUCCUCUGCUUGCGCUUCUUGUGCUUGUGCUUCCUCUGCUUGUGCUUCCUCUCCUUGCGCUUCCUCUGCUUGCGCUUCCUCUGCUUGCGCUCCUCUGCUUGUGCUUCCUCUGCUUGUGCUUCGUCUACUUGCGCUAUUUCUGCUUGUGCUUCCUCUUAUUGCGCUUCCUUUGCUUCUGCUUCAUCUGCUUGCGCUUCCUCUGCUUGUGCUUCCUCUUCUUGUGCUUCCUCUGCUUGAGCUUCCUUUGCUUGUGCUUCCUUUGCUUGUGCCUCCUCUGCUUGCGCUUCCUCUGCUUUUGCUUCGUCUGCUUGUGCUUCCUUUGCUUGAGCUUCCUCUGCUUUUCCUUCCUCCGCUUGCGCUUCCUCUGCUUGCGCUCCUCUGCUUGUGCUUCCUCUGCUUGUGCUUCCUCUGCUUGCGCUUCCUCUUCUUGCGCUUCCUCUGCUUACGCUUCCUCUACUUGCGCUUCCUCUGCUUGCGCUUCCUUUGCUUACACUUCCUCUGCUUGCGCUCCUCUGCUUGUGCUUCCUCUGCUUGUGCUUCCUCUGCUUGGGCUUCCUUUGCUUGUGAUUCCUCUGCUUGCGCUUCCUCUUCUUGUGCUUCCUCUGCUUGCACUUCCUCUGCUUGCGCUCCUCUGCUUGUGCUUCCUCUGCUUGUGCUUCCUCUCGUUGCGCUUCCUCCGCUUGUGCUUCCUCUGUUUGCACUCCUCUGCUUGUGCUUCCUCUGCUUGUGCUUCGUCUGCUUGCUCUUCCUCUUCUUGUGCUUCCUCUUCUUGUGCUUCCUUUGCUUGUGCUUCCUCUGCUUGCGCUUCCUCUGCUUGUGCUUCCUCUGCUUGCGCUUGCUCUGCUUGUGCUUUCUCUGCUUGUGCUUCCUCUACUUGUGCUUCCUCUGCUUGCGCUUCCUCUCCUUGCGCUUCCUGUGCUUGCACUUCCUCUGCUUGCGCUCCUCUGCUUGUGCUUCCUCUACUUGCGCUUCCUUUGCUUGUGCUUUCUCUGCUUGUGCUUCCUCUACUUGUGCUUCCUCUGCUUGCGCUUCCUCUCCUUGCGCUUCCUGUGCUUGCACUUCCUCUGCUUGCGCUCCUCUGCUUGUGCCUCCUCUGCUUGCGCUUAGUCUGCUUGUGCUUCCUUUGCUUGAGCUUCCUCUGCUUUUGCUUCCUCUGCUUGCGCUUCCUCUGCUUGCGCUCCUCUGCUUGUGCUUCCUCUGCUUGUGCUUCGUCUGCUUGCUCUUCCUCUUCUUGUGCUUCCUCUUCUUGUGCUUUCUUUGCUUUUGCUUCCUCUGCUUGCGCUUCCUCUUCUUGUGCUUCCUCUGCUUGCGCUUCCUCUGCUUGUGCUUUCUUUGCUUGCGCUUCCUCUCCUUGCGCUUCCCGUGCUUGCAAUCCCUCUGCUUGCGUUCCUCUGCUUGUGCUUCCUCUUCUUGUGCUUCCUCUGCUUGAGCUUCCUCUGCUUGUGCUUCCUCUGCUUGUUCUUCCUCUGCUUGUGCUUCCUUUGCUUGAGCUUCCUGUGCUUUUGCUUCCUCUGCUUGCGCUUCCUCUACUUGCGCUCCUCUGCUUGUGCUUCGUCUGCUUGCGCUUCCUCUGCUUGCACUUCCUCUUCCUCUGCUUUUGCUUCCUCUACUUGCGCUUCCUCUGCUUGCGCUCCUCUGCUUGUGCUUCCUCUGCUUGUGCUUCCUCUGCUUGCGCUUCCUCUGCUUGCGCUUCCUCUUCUUACGCUUCCUCUACUUGCGCUUCCUCUGCUUGCGCUUCCUCUGCUAACACUUCCUCUGCUUGCGCUCCUCUGCUUGUGCUUCCUCUGCUUGUGCUUCCUCUGCUUGCGCUUCCUUGGCUUGUGAUUCCUGUGCUUGCGCUUCCUCCGCUUGUGCUUCCUCUGCUUGCACUUCCUCUGCCUCCGCUCCUCUGCUUGCGCUUCCUCUCCUUGCGCUUCCUGUGCUUGCACUUCCUCUGCUUGCGCUCCUCUGCUUAUGCUUCCUCUGCUUGCGCUUCCUCUGCUUGUGCUUCCUCUGCUUGCACUUCCUAUGCUUCUGCUUCCUCUGCUUGGGCUCCUCUGCUUGUGCUUCCACUGAUUGUGCUUCCUCUGCUUGCGCUUCCUUUGUACUUCCGCUACUUGUGCUUCCUCUGCUUGUGCUUCUUAUACUUGCGCUUCCUCUGCUUGCGCUUCCUCUCCUUGCGCUUCCUGUGCUUACGCUUCCUCUGCUUGCGCUCCUCUGCUUGUGCUUCCUCUGCUUGUGCUUCCUCUGCUUGUGCUUCCUCUGCUUGCGUUUCCUCUGCUUGUGCUUCCUCUGCUUGCACUCCCUAUGCUUCUGCUUCCUCUGCUUGGGCUCCUCUGCUUGUGCUUCCACUGCUUGUGCUUCUUCUGCUUGCGCUUCCUGUGCUUGUGCUUCCUUUGCUUGUGCUUCCUCUGCUUGCACUUCCUCUGCUUGCGCUUCCUCUGCUUGCGCUCCUCUGCUUUUGCUUCCUCUGCUUGUGCUUCCUCUGCUUGCGCUUACUCUUGUUGUGCUUCCACUACUUGUGCUUCCUCUGCUUGUGCUUCCUCUACUUGCGCUUCCUCUCCUUGCGAUUCCUCUCCUUGCGCUUCCUGUGCUUACGCUUCCUCUGCUUGCGCUCCUCUGCUUGUGUUUCCUCUGCUUGUGCUUCCUCAGCUUGUGCUUCCUCUGCUUGUGCUUCCUCUGCUUGUGCUUCCUCUGCUUGUGCUUCCUCUCCUUGCGCUUCCUCUGCUUGCGCUUCCUCUGCUUGCACUCCUCUGCUUGUACUUCCUUUGCUUGUGCUUCGUCUGCUUGCUCUUCCUCUUCUUGUGCUUCCUCUUCUUGUGCUUCCUUUGCUUGUGCUUCCUCUCCUUGCGCUUCCUGUGCUUACGCUUCCUCUGCUUGCGCUCCUCUGCUUGUGCUUCCUCUGCUUGUGCUUCCUCUGCUUGCGCUUCCUCUGCUUGUGCUUCGUCUGCUUGUGCUUCCUUUGCUUAAGCUUCCUCUGCUUUUGCUUCCUCUGCUUGCGCUUCCUCUUCUUGUGCUCCUCUGCUUUUGCUUCCUCUGCUUGUGCUUCCUCUGCUUGCGCUUCCUCUGCUUGCGCUUCCUCUGCUUACCCUUCCUCUGCUUGCGCUUCCUCUGCUUGCGCUUCGUCUGCUUACCCUUCCUCUGCUUGCGCUCCUCUGCUUGUGCUUCCUCUUCUUGUGCUUCCUCUGCUUGCGCUUCCUUUGCUUGUGAUUCCUCUGCUUGCGCUUCCUCUGCUUGUGCUUCCUCGGCUUGCACUUCCUCUACUUGCGCUCCUCUGCUUGUGCUUCCUCUGCUUGUGCUUCCUCUCCUUGCGCUUCCUCUACUUGCGCUUCCUCUGCUUGCACUCCUCUGCUUGUACUUCCUUGCUUUUACUUCGUCUUCUUGCUCUUCCUCUUCUUGUGCUUCCUCUUCUUGUGCUUCUUUUGCUUGUGCUUCCUUUGCUUGCGCUUCCUCUGCUUGUGCUUUCUCUACUUGUGCUUCCUCUACUUGUGCUUCCUCUGCUUGCGCUUCCUCUCCUUGCACUUCCUAUGCUUGCACUUCCUCUGGUGCGCUCCUCUGCUUGUGCUUCCUCUGCUUGUGCUUCUUCUGCUUGCGCUUCCUCUGCUUGUGCUUCCUCUGCUUGCGCUUCCUGUGCUUGUGCUUCCUCUGCUUGUGCUUCCUCUCCUUGCGCUUCCUCUGCUUGCGCUUCCUCUGCUUGCGCUCCUCUGCUUGUGCUUCCUCUGCUUGUGCUUCGUCUGCUUGCGCUAUUUCUGCUUGUGCUUCCUCUUAUUGCGCUUCCUUUGCUUCUGCUUCAUCUGCUUGCGCUUCCUCUGCUUGUGCUUCCUCUUCUUGUGCUUCCUCUGCUUGAGCUUCCUUUGCUUGUGCUUCCUUUGCUUGUGCCUCCUCUGCUUGCGCUUUCUCUGCUUUUGCUUCGUCUGCUUGUGCUUCCUUUGCUUGAGCUUCCUCUGCUUUUGCUUCCUCCGCUUGCGCUUCCUCUGCUUGCGCUCCUCUGCUUGUGCUUCCUCUGCUUGUGCUUCCUCUGCUUGCGCUUCCUCUUCUUGCGCUUCCUCUGCUUACGCUUCCUCUACUUGCGCUUCCUCUGCUUGCGCUUCCUUUGCUUACACUUCCUCUGCUUGCGCUCCUCUGCUUGUGCUUUCUCUGCUUGUGCUUCCUCUGCUUGGGCUUCCUUUGCUUGGGAUUCCUCUGCUUGCGCUUCCUCUUCUUGUGCUUCCUCUGCUUGCACUUCCUCUGCUUGCGCUCCUCUGCUUGUGCUUCCUCUGCUUGUGCUUCCUCUCGUUGCGCUUCCUCCGCUUGUGCUUCCUCUGUUUGCACUCCUCUGCUUGUGCUUCCUCUGCUUGUGCUUCGUCUGCUUGCUCUUCCUCUUCUUGUGCUUCCUCUUCUUGUGCUUCCUUUGCUUGUGCUUCCUCUGCUUGCGCUUCCUCUGCUUGUGCUUCCUCUGCUUGCGCUUGCUCUGCUUGUGCUUUCUCUGCUUGUGCUUCCUCUACUUGUGCUUCCUCUGCUUGCGCUUCCUCUCCUUGCGCUUCCUGUGCUUGCACUUCCUCUGCUUGCGCUCCUCUGCUUGUGCUUCCUCUACUUGCGCUUCCUUUGCUUGUGCUUUCUCUGCUUGUGCUUCCUCUACUUGUGCUUCCUCUGCUUGCGCUUCCUCUCCUUGCGCUUCCUGUGCUUGCACUUCCUCUGCUUGCGCUCCUCUGCUUGUGCCUCCUCUGCUUGCGCUUAGUCUGCUUGUGCUUCCUUUGCUUGAGCUUCCUCUGCUUUUGCUUCCUCUGCUUGCGCUUCCUCUGCUUGCGCUCCUCUGCUUGUGCUUCCUCUGCUUGUGCUUCCUCUGCUUGCGCUUCCUCUGCUUGUGCUUCCUCUCCUUACGCUUCCUCCACUUGCGCUUCCUCUACUUGCGCUUCUUCUGCUUACACUUCCUCUGCUUGCGCUCCUCUGCUUGUGCUUCCUCUACUUGUUCUUCCUCUGCUUGCGCAUCCUUUGCUUGUGAUUCCUCUGCUUGCACUUCCUCUACUUGCGCUCCUCUGCUUGUGCUUCCUCUGCUUGUGCUUCCUCUCCUUGCGCUUCCUCUGCUUGCGCUUCCUCUGCUUGCACUCCUCUGCUUGUGCUUCCUCUUCUUGUGCUUCCUCUUCUUGUGCUUCCUUUGCUUGUGCUUCCUCUGCUUGCGCUUCCUCUUCUUGUGCUUCCUCUGCUUGCGCUUCCUCUUCUUGUGCUUUCUUUGCUUGUGCUUCCUCUACUUGUGCUUCCUCUGCUUGCACUUCCUCUCCUUGCGCUUCCCGUGCUUGCACUUCCUCUGCUUGCGCUCCUCUGCUUGUGCUUCCUCUUCUUGUGCUUCCUCUGCUUGA
Messenger RNA from Closterium sp. NIES-65, 12054 nucleotides. The record is from the annotation of a GenBank genome assembly. NCBI's taxonomy places the organism in Eukaryota, Viridiplantae, Streptophyta, Zygnematophyceae, Desmidiales, Closteriaceae.